Centropristis striata (black sea bass) is the source of this 5461-nucleotide messenger RNA. It is a transcript of the gene cnih2, whose product is annotated as cornichon family AMPA receptor auxiliary protein 2. NCBI's taxonomy places the organism in Eukaryota, Metazoa, Chordata, Actinopteri, Perciformes, Serranidae. Gene Ontology annotation, biological process: regulation of AMPA receptor activity; vesicle-mediated transport. The coding region runs from base 908 to 1390 and encodes 160 amino acids. Gene Ontology annotation, cellular component: dendrite; synapse. The record is from RefSeq and is a predicted model, not a curated record. The transcript has 7 exons.
CAGGCAGAGACAGUAGACUCAGGAAACACAUUCAGGUCUGUUUUCAAAAUCUCUGGAAGAAAUGAAAAGAAAGAGGACACAGAAAGACAAUUAAGGAAAGGGGAGACAAUAGAAAGGUGGACUAACUAACUUAUGACCUCUGAGGCUGUGGAGAUUUUUGCUUAAGAACAGAAGAGAUUUGUAAGUCAGACUAAAUGCGACUCAACAUGUAGAUGUUCUGCAGGUUUCUGGUUAAAUUUUCCCCCUGCCCAGAAUUUUAUAAUUUACCCUUUUCUCGUGACAAAAACAGAGCUCAAUGUUUUUCUUUUGUUGUUUUUUUUGGGAGAAAUCUGAGGGAUGCGUCUGAGAGAAAGAUGCAGAGCAGAGAAUUCUGACAUGGUGUCGACCCAAAUUGACAGAGACGAGGAAAGAGUGGACUGUUCAGUGGCAGACACGUCUCCAACCAGACACAGCGUGUCAGUCGGACACUUUGUGGCUUGUGUUACUGUGUGGAAAAAAAAAUGUGUAGGCUUUGUCUAAAGAGAAACUACAUGGAGGAGGAGGAGGAGACAGACAUCUUGCCUGUCAGAGACUGAAAAAAGGAGCAUCAGGCCAACGACAGACACAACUGUGGCUGUGAACAGACAUUUAAGUGCUUCCUGAAUCAAAGCGAGGCAGGGGUCGUCCUGCUCUCAGAUAUACAAAAAGAGACAAAGACUUGAGUGGAAGCCAAGCUGAUUAUUGAUUGUUGCUAAAACUGAGUGCUCUACCCACCUGGACGGCACAGACUCAGCCCGCUUCAGAGGGCGAGAACAGACAAUAACCUCCACUAAAAGGAGGUAGCAAUACCCAGAGAGAGAGAUAGAGGCAGGGAUUCUUCCCUCUCUCUCUCUCGACCCAUCUCGUCAGCAGGCUGGCCGGGUCAGCCAUGGCAUUCACCUUUGCGGCCUUCUGCUACAUGCUCACCUUGGUGCUGUGCGCCGCUCUCAUCUUCUUCGUCAUAUGGCAGAUCAUUGCAUUUGAUGAGCUCCGCACAGACUUCAAAAACCCCAUUGAUCAGAGCAAUCCCACCAGAGCGAGGGAAAGGAUUCUCAACAUUGAAAGAAUCUGCAACCUACUGCGCAGAUUGGUGGUACCGGAGUACUCCAUCCACGGGCUCUUCUGCCUGAUGUUCAUGUGUGCUGGAGAGUGGGUCACACUUGGCCUAAAUAUCCCACUGCUCUUCUACCAUCUGUGGAGGUUUUUCCAUCGGCCAGCUGAUGGGUCAGAGGUCAUGUAUGAUCCCGUCAGUGUGAUGAACGCCGACAUCCUCAACUACUGCCAGAAGGAGUCCUGGUGUAAGCUGGGCUUUUAUCUGCUAUCCUUCUUCUAUUAUCUCUACAGUAUGGUCUACGCCUUGGUGAGCUUCUAACAGGCAGAAUAUCUGGAGAAGUAAAAAGGAAGUAUCUGUAAGAAAGACACAGAGGGACAAAUGGAGACAUCAACAGCUCCUCUUUCCAUGUAUCCCUCCCAUCACUGGCUUGGGUUUUCUACAGUCCUACCUUGGAUAAAACAAGAAGACCAAUCUGAGUGAUAAUGUGAAUGUAAAAGCCUCCACUCGAUUAUAUCACUUUGACCUAGAUACUGCUGUCGGAGGACUGGACAAAGUCUGGAAGGAUUGAGACGAAACAGAGAGCGAGGACGCAGCAGGUGUGUUGCCUUUGACCCAUUAUAUGAAUUAACAAUAUAUUUCUGAAGGGCUGGAGUUUUGCCAUGCUGCUCUUACUGAUCCAGUCGCUCAACUCACUGUGAACCUCCAAACACUUAGGGGCUGGAAAACAAAAUGCUAUGUCUGUAUUCUUUGACUUUGAAAAUGUACUAAAGGCAGGAUUGUUUUGGUAUCAUUCCAUAUGUUUAAGAUGAUAGACACCUCUAAUAUCAAACCACUGCUUUGAUUGUGUUACAGGCACAUAAAUCUGUAAGACACAGGUUAAAUAAUACAAGAGGACUUCCACUGUAAGACAUGCAGAAGGCCUGUCAGGGGAAUAACACUUGUGUGCACUUCUAAUCAGGAUGGAGAUGUGCCAGCCUCUGCCAAAAGUCAAAUUCACAGUGUAAAAAAAAAGCAACAACAAGGAAUUAUUCAUAAGUUUGACCGCAAGGGUCUGUGCUUGUAAUGUGCAUUCAAAAUAAGUAUGUCCACAGCUGUAAGGACGCAUUUUAUGCUACAUGCUAGGUUCAUGCUUUCCAAAGAGCUUCAUGCUCCAACAUUUAAUGCCAAAAGUUAAUAUCUGGAGAAAAAAAAAUCAUUGUGCCAAAUUAAAAGUUAAUUAGGACACGUGAAAAUGAUGAGGCACUGUCAUCUUUAUUUUCACUUUCUGGCACAAUGUUUUUUUUCUUGAUAAAAAUAGACAAAAAAAUUAGUUCUGUCGUAUUUUCUAGUGUGCAGGGAGCGCCUUAUUCCUAUUUACAGUUUACUACUUACUCAUCCGCAUCUAUACUAUAGUCAUUUAAGCACAGCAACUGUUCUCUGAUCCGAGGUAGAAUUUAGAAAUCUCAUGUUCAAAAAGCAAUUAAAAACAGCAAUGUGAUAUGAUUCAUGAGACAUAUUGAUGCAGUGUUACUCAGUGUAUGUAAUAACAGUGAGUGGGACAGAUGAGACAACAAUGACUCUACGACAACAUUUCAGUUUUUCAGAAGUGAAAAGACAAUGAAGUCAUCUCAGUACGUCUACAAUCAUACAGUUUCAGAAGGGACAGACGUAAAAUGAGCAACAUUUGUAAACAGUGAAGCCUUUCCACAGCUGGUGCUGCCUUUGCUAUCAUAUGUUCAUUAGUUUGAGCUAUUAGUACGUAAGUGAUGGUUCAAAUGUGUGAUUUUAACAUCCGUAGAAAAACAGAAACUCUGGAGCCAGAAACAAACUGUGAUGUUUGUCAAACCUCGGCUCCACGUGUAGUGAAUGGUGGUUAUGAGACGUCUGGUAUUAAAACUGUGGGACUCGCUUAGAAAAAGUAGUUUCUAUUUAUGUCAAAAGAUUUACAGCUCAUAUUCACACUUCAGCCCGAGCUGAAGAUUCAACAGUAGUUGCGCCACUGAUAUGCAGGAUUCAUUUUCUUUCUUAAACAGGAAAAAUAUCUUAAAUUCAGAACACAGAUUAGUAAAUAUGACUGCUAUUACUACACAAAUAAUUUCUAUAUGAUAUUAUGAUAUAUGAUAGUUUUAACUGCAUUUCAAUUGGAAGGAAUCAAAAUAAUCAAAUAGCAAUAGGAGAGGGCCAGCAUAGUUCUAUAUUUUAAUUUGUGUCAAUAAAAUCCUGUGAAAAGAUUAAAAACCAACAAUGUGUUGAUAUUUUUGACCUCCCUAUCCUGUCUGUGAAAUUCAGCCAGGUUAAAAUUAAAAACAGGUUAAAAAUAUAAUGUUAAAAUAUAAAUCAUAUUUCUAAGCUGGGUAGUUUUAAGGAAAUGUCCCUUAAAGAGCAGUAAAUAUAGCAUUUCUUAAUACACAUUUGCGGCACCAGUGGGGCAGUGUAUGUGGGACUGAAUCAAAAUAAACUCCAGUGCUCAUGUUAACUGUAAUGAAGGAAGUCAAUGUGGCUCAUUUAUGUGCCACAGAGGAACAAGCUAGAUCAGUUCUUUGCUGCACUGUUGGUUUUAGUCUUAUACAGGAUUUGUUGACAAUAAGAAAUAUAAAAUAUCGCCAGUCUUAAUUUUUGGAAUAAGAGUCUUGUUCCGAAUUUAAAAAAAGGCACAAUGAGUAAGAUUUGUCUGUUGCAUUUUGUAAACACAACAUUCAGAGUUGCCCCUAUUUGUGACAUUUAAUCAGCCAGUGAAUAUAAUGAUCUAUCAUUAGCUAAAAAGGGCAUAGUAUUUGUGUCCAGGCAGGAAAAUUUAGCAAAUCUUAACGAGUUUCUGAUAACAGUAAAAGCCAGACUCAGACAUAGAAACGUCCCCAAAACAGCAAAAGAUAAAGAAAAACUGCUGUUGACCAUCUCACUAAUUAUUUAAUUUACUUCAUAGCAGAAGAAGUUUGAUUGCCCUGUGAAUUACAAGGCUGGGAGAUGGCUUAUUGAGGAGGAUUGUUUUUCUAUGUAUUGUUUAAAAAAAAAAAAAAAAAAAAAAUCAUACUCAUUGUGCCUUUAAAAAAGUGACGCAUACAUCGCUGAUAAUGUUCAAAAUGAAUCACAGUGACUUAUUCAUACUGUACAUUCAACAAGUCCUCCAGGUGCGACCUUAUAUGUCGUUUGUUGCCACCCUCAAAUACGAUCGACAGGAGAGAAAUAGCGGCUUACCAAUUUAAUUACAUUUAGGCAACCACUUCCCUAAGGUUAGCGCAAAAAGAGUAUAUGGUAAGGCAUUUCGAAUUUUGUUGACUUGAACCUCAGUGUCCUGGGUGAAAGCCCUGUUUCUGUUUAACCUUUGACCUUUUGAUGCUUUAUACUUUAUUUCCUCACAUCAACUUAAGCUUUUACACAAUGUUACAUCACGUUCACCUUGAUUAACAGUCACUACAGCCACUAAGGGCACCACUAACUCCAAACGUAAAUACAGGUGCAUCUCAAAAAAUUUGAAUAUCAUAGAAAGUUUAUAUAUGUCAGUAAUUCCAGUAAUCCAGUAAAUACCACAUUAUACAGAUCCAUUACACACAGAAUGAAACAAGGCCUUAAAUUCAGUGUCUCAAAAAUUGUUUUAAUAAAACAAAAGACCAAUUUUAAAACGUAUGUUUAAUAUGGAAAUGUUGGCCUCUGAAAAGUAUGUCCAUCUAUAUGCACUCAAUACUUGGUUGGGGUUGUUUGACUUGAACUACUGGAAAUGGACUUUUCCAUCAUAUUCUAAUUUAUUGAGAUGCACCUGUAUAGGUUGUAAUCUGGUGUUGUACAAAUGACACAUGGGGUCGUAUUUUGGGGGAGGACUAAGUCCAUUACAUAUGCUUUACCUUUCAGGAAGCUUCUUUCCUUCCAUUUAUCUAAAAAAAUCACAUGACAUUUUGUCUUGAGUGCUGCUACAGUAGUCGUUUGGUAUCAAUAUGUCUUACCAUAUUUGACAGAACCUUCUUGGAAGCGACAAAAAAAUCACAAACACACACACACACACACACACACACACACACACACACAUACACACAGUUUGUUUAAUGUUGUUGUUACUUAUUAAGGGUUUGGAGGGAGCAACUCAAACUGCUUGUGUGAUUUGAAUUUUAACCAAAUUACAACAUUUACUUGACUGAAGCAACUUUAAUCGUCUGUCAGUGUUCUUGAGGACACAGUUGACAGUACAUGCUGUGCCAAAUGAUGUUCCCAUGAAAGUAAUCACAGGACACUGAGACCUCAAAACUCUGCCAACAAUGUGAGCGUGGUGAGUCUGGACAAUCACUAUAAAAGCACAGGAACACAAGGAAAGAGGAGAAAUAUACAGCUCGGUUGAAUGUCAUUCUGUAGUUGCUCUUAACAAAGCAUUUUAGAAAAAAUGUAUUUAAGUAUAUCUAUUUGUAUCUGUCUUUUAUACAU